UAUGGUACCUAAAACCGUCUGUUAUGUUAUUAUGUCUUAACACUCAAAGGCCUAAAGUUUCUCACUCAAACUUAAACAAGCAAAAAUAAAACAAAGUAACAGAUAUAUGAAUUUUAAAAUAAAUAAUCACAUAAUUAACUAAAUUGCAAAUUAAAGAUAAAAACUUAUAAUGAAUACUACCACAUUAAUUCUCCAAAUAUCGUUACUCCAGAGUACUCUGGUACCAAUUACAGGGAAGAUGGAUGUGGUAUGAUAAUCCGUAUAAGAAAGAUUUGUAUAUUCUUGGCGGUGGUGCUUGAAACACCCGCGCCAGCACGUGAACCCAGAAACCUCACUUAUUCCGUCCAGAUCCCCAAAGCGAAACCCUAACCCAGGUUCUUUUCCAACGGCCGCUCUGACUACUAACGAUAUAACCCACUCUCAAAGUCAUCAUUAUUUACGAUUCGCCCACCCUCCUCGUUUUAUACCACUACUCGCUUUUCACAAGGUUAACGCAACUCACUCCAAAAACCACCGUUUUCUGAGAAAGAAAAUGCCGUUACAGUCAUCCCGAACUAAAUCAUACGGUCUACACUUCUCCACGUACCUAAGAUCUUCACCGUCGAUUUGUCACGACUCUUCUUCUUCGUCAUAUUCUUACGCAUUCGCUUCGUCAAGCUCAAGCUUCUCUUCAAGAUCCUCCACCUUCUUCGCACGUGCGACUUCCCCCACGCGUGUAAACCUGUACGGACGAAGCUAUUCUCCUCAGUCAUCGCCGUCCGUCCGGUUCUCUAUCAACGAACGUCCGAUCUCUCCCAACCGUUCGAUUUCCUACAAGAACAAGAACAAUGCGGUGCCGUCUGGCUCUCACCACCAGAGGAAUAGGACGUGUUUGUGUUCCCCUACGACGCACCCGGGGUCUUUCCGGUGUUCUCUCCAUAAAGGAUUGCCUCUGUCGAGGAAGCACGAGAAUAAUCGUCAACCGAUGACGGCGUCGUUUCUUCCUGGUAGUCCGUUGAAUUUGAGGAGAUCGGCGAUGAAGAAUUCGUUAGUAAGAAUCGGAGGAGUGGAAGGAGAGUUGGUUAAGAGAGCUUUAACGGCUCUUAUUAGGCCUUCUUCGCAUCAGCAACGACGCCGAGCCGCUUUCGAGCCAAGGCCUAGUCGUCUUUCGAUUAUGUCUAAAGCCGAUGAUUCUUGACCUGUGUUAGGGUUUCAUUCUUUAUUGAGGUUAGAUCGGAUCGGACAAGCAGGCUCAGUGAGUCCGUGCACAAACAGUAUAACUCGGAUUUCGUUGUGAUUUCUUAUGACUACUUUUGGUAAAAGAAAUUGUUAACAGUUUUGCAGAGUUGAGAUGAUCAUUGUACAGAGCGAUUCUGCCAACGUUUACCAAAAUGAAUACCAAAAUGCAUUAGAAAUUUUGGUAAGGUUAAAAAUUUUUGUACAUUCUUUUAAGGCACCUUGUAAUUUUCGCUACAUACAACUUGUAAUUAUGGGCGACUAAAAUUGAAUUUAACUCGAAGAAUAAAAAAAUUUUCGAUUUUUAAAUUUUAAAUUAAAUAAA
Gossypium arboreum is the source of this 1540-nucleotide messenger RNA. RefSeq lists its product as uncharacterized. The transcript has 2 exons. Bases 533 to 1177 code for a protein of 214 amino acids. NCBI's taxonomy places the organism in Eukaryota, Viridiplantae, Streptophyta, Magnoliopsida, Malvales, Malvaceae. The record is from RefSeq and is a predicted model, not a curated record.